AUGUUACCAGUCAACAUAACUAAAUUAGAUUCAUCAGGACUGACUUUGUUCAAAUCAAUUGAAGUUGUCAAUACUACAAGAGAAACCCUCAAAAUGGCUAACGGAAAAGUAGAAAAAGAAAUUAACGACAAAUUUCAGAACGUUAUUGCUGUUGUGGGUCUGUUAGCCAGCCAAUGGAACUCGGAUUGUUGUGACUUCUGCAUAUUUGUCAGUUAUAGAAAUUAUUUGCCAUAUAAUUCCGAAGGAGAUUUUAAUAGAACUUACAAAAAAAUCAAUCGCUCUCGACAAAAACAAAUAGAUGAUCAACAUUGGAACAUUUUAAUGGAAUCAACUAAAGAUACAGACUCUAAAAAAAUAUAUACUAUUGAAAAUGAUUCAGAAGUUAAACAAAGUGAACACUCAUUACAUAAAUACACUAACAGCCAAUUUAGCCCACAUGGUUCAGUUAAUUUACACUUAUUGCAUGAUCCUUUUGAUCUUAAUCAUAUACACGGGCUUAGAAACCGUAUGUUUAAGACAUUUAAUGAAUUUUAUAAUAUUUUAGAAAAUGCACUUCUGCCACCCGUUCUAAGAAGUGCUAAAAGAAAACUAAUUAAAAUUAAAGAAUGUGAACAACUACCAAAUAAUUACAUAUUUGAUCUCAAUUCACUGCUUUCUGAAAUUAAAAAAGAAUCAAAAAAUGAAGACCUACACAAUAAAAAAAAUGGCACAUUAAGAAAAGACUUUCAAAUUAAAUUAAUUAAAUGCUAUAAAUUAACAAUUAAUGCCACAAAGAUAUGUUCAAAAACUUUGGAAGCCGGAACUUAUAACCCUAUUCAAAGUAAAAUGAAAAAUUUGAUCCAAAUUAUAUCUGCUUUAUCGUCAACUACUGGAAAAUAUAUAUAUGGUGAAAUAUAUAAGAAAAGAAAGAAAGAAAGUUUUGAUUUAGUUAAACAUUGCAAAGAUUUAGAGAAUAUAUUGGAGGAAUCUGGUUAUAAAGACACAGACGAUGGCCAUCAUAGUAACAAUGUUGAUAACAAUAUAUUAAAUAAGCUUUCUUAUAAAGCUUUAAGUAAACCUAAAACCCAAUUGUUUUCGGCCAACUCAAAUCGAUUAAGUAUGUAUAAUCAAGAUAAACCAAAAUUGGGAUCAUAUUAUGCUCAGGGAUGGUCAAAAAAAUCAAAUGAAUUAACAAAAAAUAAAAUAGUAUCAAAAGACAAUUUAAGAAUGAAAAAUAAUUUAGACAAUGUCAAAACUGUAAUGGAAGAAUACCCUUUUGGAAAAUCAAAUGAAACAAACUAUGAAUUGUUUUUUAAAAAGAUACAGGAUGAAAAAUUAAUUGAUACUAAUGAAGCAAUUCAAUUUCCAACUGCUUCAAAAGUAUUUAAGUCAAACCAAUUAACAAUAACCAGUAAUGUUGGUCUAUUCAUUGUAAAAGAAAACAUCUGGAGAAAUUUUCCCAUUAAAAAUUUAAGACUUUCUCAAAAUGGAUCUAUGCUUUUAAACAUAGCUCAGGAACAUGCAAAUAAUAAUUAUUUAUAUAAAAUAAAUUUCAAACAAAAAUCAUUAACAACAGAACAUGAUGUUAAUAUUUUAUCCAAAAUUACAGAAUCAAUUAUAGACGAACUGAUAAAUGAAGUUUUGUCAAAAAUAAAUUAUGAUGUAAUAAUCAAAAAACUAAUAAGAAUGGAACUGCAGCUUGAAUAACUUAAA
Messenger RNA from Myzus persicae (green peach aphid), 1692 nucleotides. RefSeq lists its product as uncharacterized. The record is from RefSeq and is a predicted model, not a curated record. Lineage: Eukaryota; Metazoa; Arthropoda; Insecta; Hemiptera; Aphididae. Bases 1 to 1686 code for a protein of 561 amino acids. The transcript is spliced from 11 exons.